This is a messenger RNA of Malassezia sympodialis ATCC 42132, 1533 nucleotides long. RefSeq lists its product as uncharacterized. Bases 1 to 1533 code for a protein of 510 amino acids. NCBI's taxonomy places the organism in Eukaryota, Fungi, Basidiomycota, Malasseziomycetes, Malasseziales, Malasseziaceae. The record is from RefSeq and is a predicted model, not a curated record. The transcript has 2 exons. Gene Ontology annotation, molecular function: pyridoxal phosphate binding; transaminase activity. Gene Ontology annotation, biological process: biosynthetic process.
AUGCGUAUCCCAUUGCGCCAGGUUGGUGUACCGUUCCGCCGCUAUGUGCAGACGCUGCGGACAAGGAAGCAGACUGUUAUGCGGCUAGACACUAUUAAUCCGCAAGCGGUAAAGGCGGAGUAUGCCGCCCACCAAAUUGAACGCGAGCUCGAGCAUGGAGCCAAGCUUCCGUAUGACUCAGUCUUGUGGACAAACAUCGGCAACCCACAGCAACAGCCAAUCCUGGCGCAGGAGCCUUUGACGUUCUGGCGCCAGGUUGCGGCGCUGACAGAAUAUCCGGCGCUCUUGCAUAUGGAAUCGACCACGCGCGAUGCCAUGUUCCCGACAGACGUGCAGGAGCGCGCGAGGCAGCUGCUGGACUCUUUUGGAAGUGUGGGUGCUUACACAAACUCUAGGGGAAAUGAGCUGGUGAGACAACAUGUGGUUGACUUUUUGCACGAGCGCGAUGGCUACGUGGAAGACUUCGACAAUGUCUACUUGACGGCCGGCGCUUCGGCGGGCGUCCAGCUCCUCUUCCAAGUGUUCUUUGCUCCGGGAAAUGAUGCGCUUCUGAUUCCGACGCCGCAGUACCCCCUUUACUCGGCCGCCUCGGCCCUAUACAACGUGGAGCCAGUCUACUACACGUUGCGGAGCGACCACGAUUGGGACGUCAACUUCGACAAUGUGCGGGAGCAGAUUUCCGUCGCGCGCGCGGCGGGCGUGAACCCGCGCGCGAUCGUGGUAAUCAACCCCGGUAACCCGACGGGUUCGUGCAUGACGAAGGACGAAAUUGAGCAAGUAAUUGAGCUGGCGUACAAUGAGGGCCUUGUCAUCUUCGCUGAUGAAGUGUACCAGGCCAACGUAUACCAAAACGAACGACCCUUCAUUUCGUUCCGAAAGGUGCUCUUAGACCUGGGCAAGAGUAGCGACCCGCGAAAACGCGACAUGAGCCAGAUUGUGGAGCUCGUGUCGCUACACAGCAUCAGUAAGGGCAUGACUGGCGAGUGUGGUCGCCGCGGUGGCUUUUUUGUCCUCAACAAUUUCGACAAGGACGUCGACGCGGAAGUACUGAAGAUUGCCAGUCUUAACCUCUGUCCUCCCGCACAGGGUCAAAUUGGUGUGGACCUGCUGGUGCGUCCCCCUCGUGAGGGCGAGCCUAGCUAUGAUCUGUGGAAGAAGGAGGUCUCGUCCAUCUUCCAUACGCUCAAGGACCGUUCCGAGCUGAUUGCCAAGCGCCUGGGUGAGCUUCCUGGUAUGAAGGUCGAGCCUGCCAAGGGUGCCAUGUAUGUGUUCCCCCGCAUGCACCUCUCCAAGUCAGCCUCUGAUGCCGCCAGGAAGGUAGGCAAGAAGGUGGAUGAGUUCUACUGCCUUGAGCUACUGGAGGAGACGGGCAUCUGCGUCAUUCCCGGCUCGGGCUUUAGCUUCUACCCUGAGUACCUGGAAGAUGGAUCCAGCUACUCGUUUUUCCGCACCACGAUCCUGGCCAAGGGCACCGACGAGAUGGUGGAGCGCUUUGUCAAGUUCCACAUGCACUUUAUGGAACGGUUUCCGUAG